Scutellospora calospora is the source of this 1797-nucleotide messenger RNA. The record is from the annotation of a GenBank genome assembly. NCBI's taxonomy places the organism in Eukaryota, Fungi, Glomeromycota, Glomeromycetes, Diversisporales, Gigasporaceae.
GAAUAUUACAUGUAAAUGAAUCAAAAACAUCAACGAUCUCAAAGGUUGAGGCAAAACUUGGAAGUAUUAUUUCACAUUUAAAAAAAGUUUAUUGCGGGAAAGUUGCUUAUGAAUUUAUGCAUAUCCCAAAUGCAAGUGAAAGGCGAUGGUUUUAUCACAUGAUAGAAUCAUUUAAUGCUGUAUUGCUGACCUCUGAACAAAAGAAAAGAAUUUUCGAAAUAUUGACUAGAUCAGAGGUAUUCGAUCAUUUUAUGGCAAAGAAAUUUCCUCAAGUUAAACGAUAUGGUUUAGAGGGUGCUGAAUCAAUGAUUGUGGCUUUAGACAAAUUAUUCGAGGUGUCCAAUAAAUCUGGAAUUGUUGAAGCAGUUUUAUGUAUGCCACAUAGAGGCCGUUUAAAUCUGUUAACAGAUUUGUUACACUUUUCACCAUCGAGAUUAUUUCAUAAAAUUAAAGGAAAUGCCGAGUUUCCUGAAGAGUUACCUGCUACUGGCGAUGUUCUGUCACAUCUUGCAAUUUCACCAACAUUGGAAUAUAGUGAUGCAAAGCCUAUUACUAUAUCAUUGCUACACAAUCCUUCUCAUCUUGAGGCAGUAAAUCCAGUAGCAAUGGGAAAGGCACGGGCAAAACAAAUGGACCUUAUAAAAUAUGAAACGGAUUGCGAACUUGGAGAUCGUGUUAUGUGUAUACAAUUACAUGGUGAUGCGGCAUUUACAGGACAAGGUGUUAUAAUGGAAAGUUUUGGAUUAUCAAAUUUGCCACAUUUUUCAUCGGAAGUAGUUGGUAUUGUAGUGACAUUGGAAAAAAUGAUUAAUGCCCCUGUAAUUCAUGUUAAUGGUGAUUUUCCUGAGGAAGUGACCCGAGCUAUUGAAGUGGCAUUUGAGUAUAGAAAUAAGUUUCGAAAAGAUGUUAUAAUGGAUUUGAUAAGUUAUCGCCGAUGGGGUCAUAAUGAACUUGAUGAACCCGCAUUUACUCAACCACUGAUGUAUAAUAUUAUAAGGUCAAGAAAGAGUGUGCCAAAGUUGUAUGAAGAUAAAUUAUUGACAGAAGAGUCAAUUCUCUCAGAGAGUGACAUUUUAGAAUUUAGGAAGAAUUAUUUUAACAUUUUAGAAGAACAUUAUAAAAAGAGUGAUACAAAUAAACCCGAGGCAGAUAUGUUAAAAAGGAAAUGGAAUGGAUUUAUAAUGCCAACUGAAACUGUUACUAAAAUGGACACAGGAGUUUCGAAAGAAAUUAUAGAAAAAGUUGGAAAGACAUCUGUUCAUAUACCGCAUGAGAUUGCAGUUCAUCCAAGAUUAAAAAAAUUUCAUAUACAAGCAAGAUUACAAAAACUUUCCGAAGGAAAAAAUAUUGAUUGGGCUACUGCAGAGGCAUUGGCGCUUGGAUCAUUAAUGAUAGAAGGUCAUAAUGUAAGAUUAUGUGGUCAGGAUGUUGGUCGAGGAACGUUUAGUCAACGUCAUGCAAUGAUUGUAUGUCAAGAUACAGAAAGAGUUGUUGUGCCUUUGAAUAAUUUGUCAUCUGAUCAAGGAAUGCUUGAGAUCGUAAAUAGCCCUCUAAGUGAAUUAGCAGUUGUAGGAUUCGAGUAUGGAAUGUCUUAUGAAUCUCCAAGCAAUCUUACUAUUUGGGAAGCACAAUUUGGAGACUUUUUUAAUGGAGCUCAAGUUGUUAUUGAUACUUAUGUUGCUAGUGGUGAAGUAAAAUGGUUGAGACAAUCCGGACUUGUGAUGCUUUUACCACAUGGAUAUGAUGGUGCAGGACCUGAACAUUCUAGUUGUAGAAUCGAAAGAUUCUUGCAGGCAA